GCUUCCCUCGGCAAUAUCUUCACAUCAUAUUUACUAAAUCAUUUAGUAAAACAACAAGUGUGUUUUAUAAAUAAUUUUCAAAAAUCACUAUGCAACGUCCAGGCUUCAACCAAGGUUUCCCCGGUGGCAUGAACAACGGCAUGCCGAUGCAGCCAGGCGCGCCCGGCGGCCCAGCCAGGUUCAACAACCCUGGAGGACCAGUGUACGCCCCCGGGUAUGGCCAGCCUAUGCCCGGACAGCAGCACCCACAGAACUUCCAGCCCAACGCCGGCUGCUUCAUGCCCGCCGCUGCCAUCCGCAAAAUCAGCAACACGAUGCCACCACAACAGUUCAACCCCUCCUUCCAAUAACCUGCCUGAAUCUCCGCCCGAGUUAUAUUAAGAUGUUAUGUUAAGUCGUAGUUUAAGUUUAAACAUAAAUAUUUAUUAGCUAC
This is a messenger RNA of Trichoplusia ni (cabbage looper), 433 nucleotides long. RefSeq lists its product as uncharacterized. The coding region runs from base 90 to 350 and encodes 86 amino acids. The transcript is spliced from 2 exons. Lineage: Eukaryota; Metazoa; Arthropoda; Insecta; Lepidoptera; Noctuidae. The record is from RefSeq and is a predicted model, not a curated record.